Messenger RNA from Olea europaea var. sylvestris, 575 nucleotides. Its product is annotated as multiple organellar RNA editing factor 2, chloroplastic-like. The record is from RefSeq and is a predicted model, not a curated record. Gene Ontology annotation, biological process: mitochondrial mRNA modification; cytidine to uridine editing. The transcript has a single exon. The coding region runs from base 26 to 358 and encodes 110 amino acids. Gene Ontology annotation, cellular component: mitochondrion. NCBI's taxonomy places the organism in Eukaryota, Viridiplantae, Streptophyta, Magnoliopsida, Lamiales, Oleaceae.
AUUGUUGGAUACUUAUUCCCGGGUUAUGGAUUGUCUUUGUGGUUUUAAUAGCGAAGAGGAGGCUAAAAAGAAGAUAUAUAAUGUGUCAUGUGAGAGGUACUUUGGAUUUGGAUGUGAGAUUGAUGAGGAGAGCUCAAACAAGCUUGAAGGAUUGCCUGGUGUUCUGUUUGUUCUUCCAGAUUCUUAUGUUGAUGCUGAGAAUAAGGACUAUGGAGCUGAGCUGUUCGUGAAUGGAGAGAGAGUUCAAAGAUCACCCGAGAGACAGAGGAGAGUGGAGCCUGUGCCUCAGAGAGCCCAAGACAGACCAAGAUACAACGACCGAACUCGUUAUGUGAGGCGUCGUGAAAAUAAUAGGUGAAAAGCGAUAACAGGUUUAUAUAAGAACCUAGUUGUAUGAAAUUUCGAUGAAUGCCUUAUCAUUAAUGGGUCUUAUGUUGAUAUUAUAUUGUCGCUGGAUUGUUAUGGACUUGUAGGACAAGAAUUCUCGAGUCAGUUCUCUACUCAUGGAAUCAUUAAUUUGUGGAUCUCAAACUUUCUAAUUAAUAUGUGAUUAUGAGAUGAAUUUUUUUGAAGUU